Rangifer tarandus platyrhynchus (Svalbard reindeer) is the source of this 4845-nucleotide messenger RNA. Lineage: Eukaryota; Metazoa; Chordata; Mammalia; Artiodactyla; Cervidae. The record is from the annotation of a GenBank genome assembly.
AUGCGAUCAGGCAGUGCGCUGACCGGCCCGGCCGGUCGGCCCCUUCUGGGUCCUCCCUUUGCAGCCCUGGCGAUGGAUGAUGAGGAUGGGAGAUGCUUACUAGACGUGAUUUGUGACCCUCAGGCUCUCAACGACUUCUUACAUGGAUCCGAGAAGCUCGACAGUGAUGACCUCCUGGAUAAUCCCGGGGAGGCCCAAAGUGCCUUCUAUGAAGGUCCUGGGCUCCACGUGCAAGAAGCCUCUGGCAACCACUUGAACCCGGAGCCCAGCCAGCCGGCCCCCAGUGUGGACCUCGACUUCCUGGAAGAUGACAUCCUGGACUCGCCCGCAGCCGGGGGCGGCGGCGGGGGUGCUGGGGGUGCCGACCAGCCCUGCGACAUCCUCCAGCAGAGCCUGCAGGAGGCCAAUAUCACCGAGCAGACACUCGAGGCUGAGGCCGAGCUGGACCUGGGCCCCUUCCAGCUGCCCACCCUGCAGCCUGCGGACGGCGGGGCUGGCCCAGCGGGGGCCGGAGGGGCUGCUGCCGUGGCCACGGGACCCCAGGCGCUCUUCUCUGGGGGCGCCGACCUGCUGGGGCUGCAGGCCCCGCCCACCGUGCUGACCCACCAGGCCCUGGUGCCACCCCAGGACGUGGUCAGCAAAGCCUUGAGCGUCCAGCCCUUCCUGCAGCCUGUGGGCCUGGGCAACGUGACACUGCAGCCCAUCCCGGGCCUCCAGGGCCUGCCCAACGGCAGCCCUGGGGGUGCCGCAGCAGCCACACUCGGCUUGGCCCCCAUCCAGGUGGUGGGCCAGCCCGUCAUGGCACUCAACCCACCCACCUCCCAGCUCCUGGCCAAGCAGGUGCCCGUCAGCGGCUACCUGGCCUCAGCGGCCGGCCCUUCGGAGCCAGUGACCCUGGCAUCGGCUGGCGUCUCACCCCAGGGGGCCGGCCUGGUCCUGCAGAAGAACCUCCCCGCCGCAGUGGCCUCCACACUCAAUGGGAACUCAGUGUUCGGAGGGGCGGGAGCCGCCCCGGCGGCAGCCAGCGGGACGCCCUCAGGACAGCAGCUGGCGGUGGCCCCCGGCCUGGGCACAUCGCCGCUGGUUCAAGCGCCGAACGUCAUUCUGCACCGCACGCCCACGCCCAUCCAGCCCAAGCCUGCUGGUGUGCUGCCCCCCAAGCUCUACCAGCUGACCCCCAAGCCGUUCGCCCCCGCGGGCGCCACACUCACCAUCCAGGGCGAGGCCGGGGGCCUCCCACAGCAGCCCAAGGCCCCCCAGAACCUGACUUUCAUGGCGGCGGGCAAGGCUGGCCAGAACGUGGUGCUGUCGGGCUUCCCAGCGCCCGCCCUGCAGGCCAAUGUCUUCAAGCCGCCUCCAGCCACCACUACGGGGGCGGCCCCCCCGCAGCCCCCCGGGACCCUGAGCAAGCCCAUGAGCGUGCACCUCCUGAACCAAGGCAGCAGCAUCGUCAUCCCCGCCCAGCACAUGCUGCCGGGCCAGAACCAGUUCCUGCUGCCCGGCACGUCGGCGGUCCAGCUCCCCCAGCCGCUCUCGGCCCUGCCCGCCAAUGUAGGCGGGCAGAUCCUGGCGGCCGCGGCCCCCCAUGCGGGCGGACAGCUCAUCGCCAACCCCAUCCUCACCAACCAGAACCUGGCGGGUCCUCUGAGCCUGGGCCCUGUGCUGGCCCCCCACUCAGGGGCCCACAGCGCCGCCCACAUCCUCUCGGCCGCCCCCAUCCAGGUGGGCCAGCCGGCGCUCUUCCAGAUGCCCGUGUCGCUGGCCGCCGGCAGCCUGCCCACUCAGAGCCAGCCGGCCGCCGCUGGGCCGGCCGCCACCACCGUCCUCCAGGGGGUCACCCUGCCCCCCAGUGCCGUGGCCAUGCUCAACACCCCUGACGGUCUGGUGCAGCCCGCCACCCCCGCUGCUGGUGGGGAGGCCGCGCCUGUCCUCACGGUGCAGACGGCACCCCAGGCGCCCCCCGCCGUCAGCACCCCACUGUCUCUGGGCCUCCAGCAGCCGCUGCCGCAGCAGCAGCCACAACCACCACCACCACAGGCCCCCACCCCGCAGGCAGCCGCCCCAGCUCAGGCCCCCACCCCGCAGCCCAGCCCAGGCCUGGCGUCCAGCCCGGAGAAGAUUGUCCUGGGGCAGCCGCCCUCUGCCGCCCCCACAGCCGUCCUCACUCAGGACUCCCUGCAGAUGUUUCUGCCCCAGGAGAGGAGCCAGCAGCCCCUCUCCACAGAGGGCCCCCACCUCUCCGUGCCCGCCUCGGUCAUAGUCAGCGCCCCGCCUCCCGCCCAAGACCCAGCCCCGACCACCCCCGUCGCCAAAGGAGCUGGCCUUGGCCCUCAGGCCCCCGACAGCCAGACCUCCCCGGCGCCGGCCCCCCAGAUCCCUGCAGCGGCUCAGCUGAAGGGCCCCGGCCCCUCCUCCUCCCCGUCACUACCUCACCAGGCCCCCCUGGGGGACAGCCCCCACCUGCCGUCCCCUCACCCGGCCCGGCCCCCGUCCCGACCCCCAUCCCGCCCGCACUCCCGCCCCCCCUCCCAGCCGCAGAGCUUGUCCCGCCCCCCCUCAGAGCCCACCCUGCACCCUUGCCCUCCGCCCCAGGGCCCCCCCACCCUGCCUGGCAUCUUUGUCAUCCAGAACCAGCUGGGCGGUGCCCCCCCUGCAAGCACCCCGGCCCCCACCGCCCCGGGCCCGCCCCAGCCUCCCCUGCGACCCCCGUCCCAGCCCCUGGAGGGGCCACUGGUCCCCGCCCCCCACCUCCCUCCGGCCUCCACCUCCACUGUCGGGGCCGUCUCCUCCGCCGCCUCCUCUGAGACGUCCUCCCGGCUGCCAGCCCCAACGCCGCCCGACUUCCAGCUGCAGUACCCGCCCAGCCAGGGGCCCCACAAGUCCCCCACGCCCCCUCCGACCCUUCACCUGGUCCCCGAGCCCGCAGCGCCCCCCCCACCGCCUCCUCGGACCUUCCAGAUGGUGACCACCCCCUUUCCGGCGCUACCCCAGCCGAAGGCUCUUCUCGAGAGAUUUCACCAGGUGCCGUCCGGGAUCAUUCUCCAGAGCAAGGCCGUGGGGGCCCCCACCGCCCCACAGUCCUCCACCAGCCUGGGACCCCUCGCCAGCCCCACUGCCUCCGUGCUGGUCAGUGGGCAGGCUCCAUCCGGGACCCCCACCACCCCCAGCCAUCCCCCCGCCCCAGCGCCCAUGGCCACUGCAGGCCUGCCUCCUCUGCUUCCUGCCGAGAACAAAGCCUUUGCCAGCAACCUCCCGACCCUGACCGUGGCCAAGGCCGCCCCUUCUGGGCCAGGGAAGUCCUCCGGGCUGCAGUAUGAGAGCAAGUUGGGUGGAUUGAAGAAACCACCCGCGCUUCAGCCCAGCAAAGAAGCCUGCUUCCUGGAACAUUUGCACAAACAUCAGGGCUCUGUCCUGCACCCUGACUACAAGACGGCCUUCCCCUCCUUCGAGGACGCCCUGCACCGCCUCCUGCCCUACCAUGUCUACCAGGGUGCCCUCCCCUCCCCCAACGACUACCACAAAGUGGACGAGGAGUUUGAGACCGUCUCCACGCAGCUGCUGAAACGUACCCAGGCCAUGCUCAAUAAAUACCGCCUCCUGCUGCUGGAGGAGUCCCGGAGGGUGAGCCCCUCCGCGGAGAUGGUAAUGAUCGACCGAAUGUUCAUUCAAGAGGAAAAGACCACGCUGGCCUUGGACAAGCAGCUGGCCAAGGAAAAGCCAGAUGAGUACGUGUCUUCCUCCCGCUCUCUUGGCCUCCCCGUCGCCGCUUCUUCCGAGGGACACCGGCUGCCCGGCCACGGCCCGUCCCCAUCCUCGGCGUCCGGGGCCCCAGCCCAGCCCCCUCUGCACCUGCCCACCAAGCUGGUGAUACGGCACGGCGGCGCGGGCGGCUCCCCCUCCGUGACCUGGGCCCGGGCCUCGUCGUCCUCCCUGUCUUCCUCCUCCUCGUCCUCCGCCGCCUCCUCCCUGGACGCCGACGAGGACGGCCCCAUGCCCUCCCGCAACCGGCCGCCCAUCAAGACCUACGAGGCCCGGAGCCGCAUCGGGCUCAAGCUCAAGAUCAAACAGGAAGCCGGGCUCAGCAAGGUCGUCCACAACACGGCCUUGGACCCGGUGCACCAAACGCCGCCACCGCCCCCCACCUCCCUCAAGGCGGCCGAGCCCCCGCCCCGGCCCCCGCCGCCGCCCCCGGCCCCUGGCCAGAUGAACGGUACGGUGGACCACCCGCCACCGCCGCCGGCCGCCACUGACCGCAAGCCACCGCCACCGGCCCCACACUGCCCCCGCCUGCCCCUCCGCAAGACCUACCGCGAGAACGUGGAGGCCCCAAGUGUUGGGGUGACUGAGGGGGCAGCAGCGGCAGCGGCCGUGGGCAGAACCCGGGGUGGCAGCCCAGUCCCGCUGCCCACCAAAGUGGACGAGGCCACCAGCGGGCUCAUCCGCGAGCUGGCGGCGGUGGAGGACGAGCUGUACCAGCGGAUGUUGAAGGCCGGGCCGGCCGAGCCUGCGGCGGGCACCGGGCAGGGUAGCGGCAGCCGGGAGCCCGGCUGGGAGGCGCCCCCGCUGCCCCCCGCCAAGCGGCGCAAGUCCGAGUCGCCCGAUGUGGACCAGGCCAGCUUCUCCAGCGACAGCCCGCAGGACGACACGCUCACGGAACACCUGCAGAGCGCCAUCGACAGCAUCUUGAACCUCCAACAGGCCCCCGGCCGGACGCCCGCACCCCCGUACCCCCACGCCGCCCCGGCGGCAGUCACGCCCACCUCCCCGACGCCCCUGCACAGGCCGGAGGCCUACCCGCCCUCCAGUCACAACGGUGGCCUCGGUACCAGGACGUUGAACAGAUAA